AUGCCCAACCCCAAAGCCAGCAAAGGCGGCCGCAAAAACAAGCGCGCCAACAGCAGCGGGGACGAGCAAGAAAAUGGAGCCGGGGCCCUGUACCGGUUUUCAUUCUACCCUGUGUUCCCCUACCCACCCGCCUCUGCCCCGAGUGAAGAAGAGUCUAAUUCCCGGUGGAUCCGGGCUUGCUCUGCCUACUGCCACAGUUUGGAAAUGAAGGAAGCAGCAUUGGGCAGAGGCAGCAAGCAAUUGCAAGCAGAGGCAGAUGCAGUUACCACCGAGACCACCACCGAGACUGAAUCAGAGACCUCACUCAAUUCUCCUAGUCGUCAGGCAGGUGAGGUGGGCUGUGAUGAUCACAACCUUUCGGGUGUCACAGGUUUCAGCGGAGACGUCAGGCCUCCUUCGUGUUCCAUGCACUUGUUCUGGUACGCUUUUGUGCAAAGGAAGUCUUUUAGUCUUCCUUUCUUUAAUGUGAAAAUAAUUGAAGCCCCUUGUGCUACACCCCUGAUCUGCAGCUUUGGGCGGCCGGUUGACCUGGAGAAGGAUGACUCCCAGAAGGUGGUGUGCAACAAUGAGCACUGCCCCUCCAGCACCUGGAUGCACCUGCAGUGCUUCUACGAGUGGGAGAGCAGCAUCCUGGUCCAGUUCAACUGCAUCGGCCGGGCACGCAGCUGGAAUGAGAAGCAAUGUCGCCAGAACAUGUGGACAAAGAAGGGCUAUGAUCUGGCCUUCCGCUUCUGCUCCUGCCGCUGUGGCCAAGGCCACCUAAAGAAGGACACAGACUGGUAUCAGGUGAAGAGGAUGCAGGAUGAGAAAAAGAAGAAAUCUGGGUCAGAGAAGAACACAGGAAAGCCGCCGGGUGAGGCCGUGGAGGAAGCGAAAAAGUGCAGGCCGCAGAGCAAGCCCCAAAAGGGCCUGAGCCAUGACCUCCCUCGACGGCAUUCCAUGGACAGGCAGAACUCCCAGGAAAAAGCUGUCAGUUCUGUGGCCUAUGGUGCCCGCUCACCCUGUGCCUCCCCUGGCCAGUCCCCACCCACCGGCUACUCCAUCCUCGCCCCUGCCCACUUCAGUGGACCCCGCUCCUCGAGAUACCUUGGGGAGUUCCUCAAGAAUGCCAUACAUCUUGAGCCUCACAAAAAAUCCUUGGCUGGGGGCCACGUGUUCAGAAAUGCCCACUUUGAUUACAGUCCAGCUGGGUUGUCAGUCCACAGGGGCGGGCACUUUGAUGCUCCUGUGCAGUUCCUACGGCGGCUUGACCUCUCUGAGCUGCUCAACCACAUCCCGAGGCAUAAAUUGAACACUUUCCACGUGCGGAUGGAAGACGAUGCCCAAGUGGGCCAGGGCGAGGAUCUGCGGAAGUUCAUUCUCGCGGCCCUCAGUGCCAGCCAUAGAAAUGUUGUAAACUGUGCUUUGUGCCACCGAGCGCUCCCGGUGUUCGAACAGUUCCCACUGGUGGAUGGAACUCUGUUCCUAAGCCCAUCGAGACAUGAUGAGAUUGAAUAUGAUGUUCCUUGUCACCUUCAAGGGAGGCUCAUGCACUUGUAUGCAGUGUGUGUGGACUGCCUGGAAGGGGUGCACAAGAUCAUCUGCAUCAAGUGUAAGUCCCGAUGGGAUGGCAGCUGGCACCAGCUGGGCACUAUGUACACCUACGACAUCCUGGCCGCCUCGCCCUGCUGUCAGGCCCGCCUGAACUGUAAGCACUGUGGGAAGCCCGUGGUCGACGUGCGGAUCGGGAUGCAGUAUUUCUCCGAAUACAGUAACGUCCAGCAAUGCCCACACUGUGGGAACCUGGACUACCAUUUUGUGAAGCCAUUCUCCUCCUUCAAAGUCCUUGAAGCUUAUUGA
Chrysochloris asiatica (Cape golden mole) is the source of this 1839-nucleotide messenger RNA. It is a transcript of the gene HECA, whose product is annotated as headcase homolog (Drosophila). The coding region runs from base 1 to 1839 and encodes 612 amino acids. Lineage: Eukaryota; Metazoa; Chordata; Mammalia; Afrosoricida; Chrysochloridae. The transcript has 8 exons. The record is from RefSeq and is a predicted model, not a curated record.